Messenger RNA from Malus domestica (apple), 1177 nucleotides. Its product is annotated as protein TRACHEARY ELEMENT DIFFERENTIATION-RELATED 7-like. NCBI's taxonomy places the organism in Eukaryota, Viridiplantae, Streptophyta, Magnoliopsida, Rosales, Rosaceae. Gene Ontology annotation, biological process: plant-type secondary cell wall biogenesis. The record is from RefSeq and is a predicted model, not a curated record.
AAUUCAAUUCUCAUCUACCACGUUACAGACUUUAUUUUACAAAUAAGAUGGCCAAUCCAAAUAGCUACUACUUCCCAUUUUUCCCUCCACCACCUCCGUCCCCGGGGGCAAAGCCUCCAAGUCACUCAACCCCACCACCUCCAUCAGCAAAACCACCAGGUCAAUCGACCCCACCACUAACUCCGUCAGCAAGGCCGCCACGUCCAUCAAUCCCACCACCACCUCCGUCAGCAAAGCCUCCAAGUCACUCAACCCCACCACCACCUCCAUCAGAAAAACCACCAAGUCAAUCAACCCCACCGCCAACUCCGUCAGCAAAGCCACCACGUCCAUCAAUCCCACCACCACCACCCCCGGGGGCAAAGCCUCCAAGCCCCUCAACCCCAUCACCACCACAUAAGCCAUUUAUAAUACCACCACCUCCACAUCAGCCAUUUAGGCCACCGCCCCCACCUCACGUACGCCCUCCGCCACCGCAAUUGCCACCAUCACCAACCCCGGACAAUCAUCCCACCGUCAUAGUCAUUGUGUUCAUAUCAUUAGGUUCCGUUUUCUUCCUUGGAUUCCUUGCAGUUGCCCUACUCUGUUGCAUCAAGAGGAGAAAGAAAAAGACAAUCCAAGAAACCGACUUCAUUCACAUCGACAAACACCGGAAGAUCAAGGAAGCCAUUGUCGAAGGUCCCAAGGGACCCCAAGCCGUGGUGUUGUCAGUUGAGGAUGAUGUCCAUAUCGACGAGGAGAUAAGGAAGAAUGAGACAAUUAGUCACGAGGGUUUGCAUGGAAAAGCAAAGAGUUCAGGUGUCCAAUGGGAAACCGAAAUCGUUAACGUCAACGAACAUCGGAAGGUGAAGGAAGACAUCGUAGAAGGUCUGCAUGGGUCGAAAGCUGUGGUGUUGACAAUUGACGACGAUGUUCAUAUCGACGAAAUAAUAAGGAAGAACGAGAGGGUUGGUAAAGGUUUGCAUGGCAAUGCAGAGGCGGUGAAAAUUGAUGAGCCUUCAACGAGUUCACAUAUUGGUCAGCAAUAAUAAUCUUGGAUUCACAUUUGAUGAAGUCGUGAUUAACUCAUGUAACUAAUAAAAAUUCAUCACCGAAAACUGAUAUAUAUUUGACUGUUCUUUUUAAGAUGGAUCUGUGAAGAUUUUACGUAUGUCAAAUAAGCUGUUUCAUGUUUGAA